This is a messenger RNA of Gongylonema pulchrum, 312 nucleotides long. The record is from the annotation of a GenBank genome assembly. Lineage: Eukaryota; Metazoa; Nematoda; Chromadorea; Rhabditida; Gongylonematidae.
AUGAGGGCUAACUUGGAUGAAACGGCGCACUAUAAGCAGAGGCAGCAGGAGGCGGAAAGUCUACGACGAGUAGCAUUCUGUGGUGUAGCUCUGUCAACAAUAGCCUCAUUACUUUGUGCGCUUUCGGUACCAAUGUUCUACAAUUACUUGCAACAUGUACAGUCGGUGAUGCAAAAUGAAGUUGAUUUUUGCAAAUCGCGCUCCAGCAAUAUAUGGCGAGAAGUGACCCGGACACAGGUCAGUUGCAUUAUCAUUUACUGGAGCGAAAAUUCUUUUGGUCAAGGUCAAAAAGUUUCAAGUGGAGUAUCCUAG